UUUUUUUUUUUAAUUUCUUUUUUUUUCACCCAUUUAACAACAUUAAUAAAAUGGAGUCGACUAAUGAAACAUUAAUUAAAACAAUAAAUGCAGUUCCUUCAACUGAUGUUAUAUAUAAAGUAACAGAGUUAUCAAUGUCACAAGAGCAACCAUCACGCUCUCUAUUUACAAAAAUGAUUGGAUUUGUACCAAUGCUUUUACUGAAAAUAGCUAGUUUUGCCACUAUAUCCGUUCCUGUCUUCUUUUAUCGUCUCCUUACAUGGUCUUUUACACUUCAUCUUAAUUUUACUUCGUUAUUGAUUAUUUUAGGUAUAAUUGCUACUAUUGCUUAUUUGAUCGUUCGAUAUCGUUUCUUGACAAAAUAUUCAAGGUUAAAGCCUAUCAAUAAACCUCCCAAGGUAGCUUCUUCAUUUGAUUUGCAUCCUGAUACAGGUGAUGAAGAUUUUGCGGGUUAUUCAAAGCCAGGUAGUUACAAAAAUUAUCCCGAUGAAUUUUUAUCGGCAUUUUUGUCCUCGAUCAAAAUUUUUGGUUAUUUGGAACAGCCUGUGUUUCAUGAAUUAGCUCGUCAUCUUCAAACUAAAAAAUUGUUAGCCGGUGAUACUCUUUUUAGAAAUCCGGAACAAGAACGCUCCUUUUAUAUAGUUGUUGAUGGACAUGUGCAAGUCUUUGUUAAACCAGACGACGAUGACAACAAACAUGAUAGUGAUAUUGAUUCAGAUAAUGAGAAUUUCAGUUAUUUUGAUAAAAGUGAUGAGUUUUUGGGGUUAGAGCAUGAAAAGGAAAGGAGUGAUAAGUUUAAAAAAUAUACUUUAAUUAAUGAGGUCAAUGCGGGCGGAACUUUGUCUAGUUUAUUUACUAUCCUAUCUAUCUUCAGAGAAAGUUUUAAUCGUGCUGAAGCUAGGGAAAAACAACGUCAGAAGUCUGUUUCAUCUAUAAAUCGUCUUCGUAUGAAUCCUCUUUAUAAUGAUACUACAAAUGACAUGAAUAGAGAUGUCUCUUCAGAUGAUUGGCGUCAAGUAUUUCCUAGUCUAGAAGAUCCUUUAACAAUCACUAAGCCUGCUUUUCCUACAGAGCUUACUUUAGAAGAUACCAUGUUAAGUCCUAGGAGUAGAAGUCAAUCAUUACAACGGCAGCACCAGCAGCAGCAGCAGCAGCGUUUCACAACAAGUGAUCAAGAAGAAAAUGACCCAUUUAUCGAUAAAAAUACUCAAAACCUUGGUCAAAUUGAACCUUUAAACAUCAGUAGCACGCCUAUAGCUCUACAAAGCUUUUCUUCUACUUCUUCUUCCCAGAUACAGCCUUCUACUAUGAUUCAAACUUUUAAAUCAGAAUCCUCACAUCGUCGUAGAAAUAGUCUCUCUCGUCGCUCCUAUAGAUCAGUUCAUCCAAAUAUUAUCGCACGUGCUACUGUUGAUACCACAUUAGCCGUUAUACCUGAAGAGGCUUUCCAUAAGUUGACUCAAAAAUUCCCAAAAGCAGCAGCUCAUAUCGUUCAGGUUAUCGUAACCCGUUUUCAACGAGUUACACUAAUGACAAGUCAUCGAUACCUUGGAUUAACAAAGGAGUUAUUAAAAUUAGAGAAGCUAGUGAAUGAAUCUGCUAGUUUAUAUGAAUUACCUUCUGAUUUUUUUGUGCCUGGUGGUAUGGAUCGAUUAAGACGUAAAUUUAAUGAUGAAGAAGGAUUAUCUAAAGAUGGUGAAGGCAUCCUAACUGCGCCCUCGGAAAUCAGUCGAAGUGAAAGUUCUGGUCUUAUUCAGGCAAUUGGCAUUAUUGAUAUUCCUGGUACACCUUCUUUACAUGCUCACAAUUCCGCUAAUGGAAGCAUUAACAAUAACAACAACAACAAAAAUAACAAUAACACUCUUUCAUCUUCACCUAUAUCAGUUAAUAACAAAGGGGGUUCUCCUCCUUUACUUCAUCAAAAAAUCAAUAGAAGAGGCGAGUAUAGUAUGGAAGAUGAUGAGCAUUUGCGAGCUUCUGUUAUGCAUUGUGUUUCCGAUGCUUUAGGUAUUAAAAUCAAAGCAUUACCUUCUUCCUCCUCUAUUUCCAAUACGGAUACUUCGAUAGGUCAUCAUCCUUCUCUACGUUCCUUUCAACGAUCUUCUCUGCAUACUGGUAACCAUCGACAUUACUCUCAUUAUCCUAUGGAUCUCUUUUCUCAUACUGGAACUGUUGAUUCCAGCGCAUCACCCUCAUUAGAUGCUUAUGAUAAUUCUUAUUCUCAUGAUGAUGAUCUAGAUGUUCGUUCAACUGCAUCCUCUACUCAUUCUGGCAAUACUAGUUUCGAUCUAUUUAGUAGUAGUAGUAGUAAUAACCAUCAUAGUAGAAAUUCAGAACCUAUUCAUCCUGAUGAUAUUCAAAUCUUAUAUUUUCCUAAGGAUGCUGUCUUAGUUAAAGAGGGCUCUCAUAAUAAUGGUCUAUUCUUUGUCAUUGAUGGUCUUCUUGAAGCCUCCAUGACAUCUACAGCAGAGGAAAUAGAAGAUGAAACUGGUAUGGGUCAUCGUAAAGAUCAGAGUGUCAAAGUCAAAAACAAGAUUGAUUAUCAAUCAUUCAUGGGCCAUCAUAAAUCUCGUAUGGAUGAUAACGAUUUUAACUUGUCACGUACUUCUUCUAUUUCAUCUAUAAUCCCUCAACAACAAAACUCUGAUAAACCUAUAGAACCUGCAAAGAGUAAUAGUACAAGUGCAAAAGUAGAUCAAACAGUAGCCUCUGAGGCCCCCGCUGGUCGAACAAACGAAAUCAACCGAAAUGAAAAAGAUAGAGAAAGAGUCAAGAAGCCCUUAUUUACCCUAAAUCCAGGUAGCUUUGCCAAUUACCUUGAUGCCCUUACUGGCUUCCCUAGUCUUGUUGAAAUUAGGGCUAAAACGGAUACUUAUGUUGGCUAUGUUUCCAAAAAGAGGCUAGAUCGAAUUACUGAUAAAAAUCCCACCGUGAUGUUAAAGCUUGCCAAUCAACUUGUAGGUCAUGUUAGUCCUUUAAUUCUUCAUAUUGAUAUCUCCUUGGAAUGGAUGCAAGUAAGUGCUGGUCAAAUUAUCUGUAAGGAAGGUGAACCUAGUGACGCUAUCUAUAUGGUGCUUCAUGGUCGAUUAAGAACAAUUCAUGAAAAGAAAGAAGGAGAAAUAGAGAUUCUUGGUGAAUUUGGUCAUGGUGACAGUGUUGGAGAGUUAGAAGUUUUAACUGGAGUACCUACUGCGUCUACACUUCACGCUAUUCGUGAUACUGAACUUGCUCGUAUGCCAAAAACUUUAUUUAACGCCCUAGCACUUCGACAUCCAGAAAUCUCUUUACAAAUUUCCCGUAUGGUUGCCUUCCGCUCACUUCAGCUAACCACUCAUCGUAACUCGUCCAGCUAUGGCCCUGAUGUAUUUCAUAUUAAAUCAAGUGCAGAUGCCUCUGCAGCUAUCUCUUCCAUUGCUAAUAAUAAUUAUAAUAAUAAUAAUAGUAGUAGUAGUAGUAAUAGCUAUCCUGAAUUAUAUGGUCGAAAUAAUGUCAAUCUUAAAACAAUUGGUAUUAUCCCUGUUAAUUCAUCUGUCCCUAUUACUGAAUUUGGUGAGAGUUUAAAGACUGAACUCAUACAUUCAGUGGGCGCAACCUGUGCUUUAUUAAACAGUGCAACCGUAACAACUAUUAUGGGGAAAUAUGCAUUCUCUCGUUUAGGUAAACUCAAGAUGGCAUCUUGGCUUGCAGAGCAAGAAGAAAAAUAUAGAAUUAUCUUGUAUCUUGCUGAUAGUGGUGUUACAUCUCGAUGGACUCGAACAUGUAUCCGUCAAUCUGAUUGUAUUUUAUUGGUCGGCCUUGGUGAUGGUGAUCCCUCCGUGGGUGAAUAUGAACGUUUCUUAAUUAACAUGAAGACCACAGCACGUAAAGAACUUGUUUUAUUGCAUGGUGAAAGAUCAUGUAUUUCUGGCACAACUCAAAAUUGGUUAAAGAAUCGUCUAUGGAUUCAAGCACAUCAUCAUAUUUACAUGCCAAUGAAACAGCAUACAACAUUUGCAGCCACUGAGCGUUUUAGACCACCAUGGUUAGCAGAACAAGGACGCAAGAUGACGGCAGGUUCAAUUAAUAUGCUUGCUAAUGUCAAGGAUCAACUUAAGGUUUAUUACUUUGUUGUCCCUAAUUUUGGUCGUCUACUGGAUAUGAAGAAACCAAAUGCGAAUGCGAUAAGUACGAUGAAUUCACCCUCUCGUAAUGAUUUUGCUCGUUUAGCUCGUCGACUUUGUGGUAAAUCCGUAGCCUUAGUUUUAGGCGGUGGUGGUGCUCGUGGUAUUGGUCACGUUGGCGUGAUUCAAGCUAUUGAAGAAGCGGGUAUCCCGAUUGAUAUUAUCGGAGGUACUAGUAUUGGUAGUUUUGUAGGUGGGCUCUAUGCUCGUAACAUGGACCUGGUAUCUGUGAUCGCAAGAAGUAAGAUGUUUGCGGGGCGAGUAUCGAGUAUCUGGAGACAGAUCAUGGACCUCACAUAUCCUGUAACAGCUUGGUUUACAGGACAUGAGUUUAACCGUGCAGUUUGGAAAUGCUUAGGCGAUAGCCAAAUUGAAGAUUAUUGGUUACCAUUUUAUGCUGUUACCACGAAUAUCACCUUCUCAAAGAUGGAGGUCCAUACGACAGGUUACGCUUGGCGAUACAUUCGUGCAUCCAUGUCACUCUCAGGCUAUAUGCCACCUAUCUGUGACAAUGGCAACAUGCUCGUGGAUGGAGGUUACAUGGAUAAUUUACCUGUCUCCGUCGCGAAAAACAUGGGUGCGGAUAUCAUUAUAGCUGUCGAUGUAGCCUCUGAAGAUGAUACAAGUCCAGUUCACUAUGGUGAUUCCAUCAGUGGCUGGUGGGCGCUCUUACAUGGCAUGAACCCCUUCAGAACAUAUAAUAUUCCAAGUAUCGCGGAUAUCCAAAGUCGAUUGGCUUACGUCAGUAGUGUAGCUAAACUUGAAGAAGCUAAAGUGACUGAUGGUACACUGUACUUGAAAUUACCUGUUCAGCAAUACAGUACACUUGAAUUCUCAAAAUAUAAUAAAAUCUUUCAAACAGGCUAUGAAGUCGGCCGAGAGGUUGUGAAUAAAUGGAGAAAAGCGGGUUAUGCCUCUGGUAGAAUUACGAAUUCAGAUAAAGACUAUCGACUCACAGGAAAGGAAGUAAAAGGAACACGAGGAAGACGAAAUAGUAUUUAAAAAUUGUCUUCUCUGAUAUAUUAAAACACACACACACACAUCUUAAUUUUAAUCUAUACACAUAUUUAUUAUUUAUAUACAAUUAAUAAUAUAAGAGU
This is a messenger RNA of Cokeromyces recurvatus, 5260 nucleotides long. RefSeq lists its product as uncharacterized. The transcript is spliced from 4 exons. The coding region runs from base 51 to 5162 and encodes 1703 amino acids. Lineage: Eukaryota; Fungi; Mucoromycota; Mucoromycetes; Mucorales; Mucoraceae. Gene Ontology annotation, cellular component: endoplasmic reticulum. Gene Ontology annotation, molecular function: phosphatidylcholine lysophospholipase A1 activity. Gene Ontology annotation, biological process: lipid metabolic process. The record is from RefSeq and is a predicted model, not a curated record.